Messenger RNA from Seriola dumerili (greater amberjack), 3479 nucleotides. RefSeq names its product zinc finger protein 271-like (gene znf574). The record is from RefSeq and is a predicted model, not a curated record. NCBI's taxonomy places the organism in Eukaryota, Metazoa, Chordata, Actinopteri, Carangiformes, Carangidae. The coding region runs from base 55 to 3036 and encodes 993 amino acids. The transcript has 10 exons.
CUUCUAACAUGCAGAAAAAAAGCUGAAGUUGUUGCCCUAUUUCCUCAACCGGUAAUGUCCGAGUGUGAGAUGGAGAGUUCAUCAGUGUACAUGUGCUUCCCCUGCUACCAAGAGUUCAACACUCUGGAAGAGGUACUCAAGCACCAGUUGACAUGCACAGCUGAGGAUGAACAGUCAGACACAUCAGGAACCACCGCUGUCACUGUUCCAGUGCUACAGACUCAGCAAAAGGUAAUAAAUAUAUCAAGGACAGUUGCAGUCCCACAGAUUCAAGUCCAAGCAGAACAGUCCUCCGUGCAACUUGAAAAGAGUACAUUUAAGCAGGCUACAGUCAGUGCAAAGCUGUCAUCAGACCAGCCCAGAAUCCUCUACCAGUGUGGGGACUGUGAUGAACUCUUCAAGAGCCUGGACCUUUGGCAGCAACACCGUAAAGAAGAGACAUGUCAGCAGUCUGCCUCAGGGAGCAAGUCAAACCCUGAUUCGCAACCUGAGGCAGACACGUCCUCAGCUCAGAGUCCCACUUCAACUUUGAAUCCAGAUGAUUCUUCUCUCUCAAAGAGUGAAACUAGCAAAAAUCUAAAGCCAGAACCAGUGGAGACACCUGUAGAAGAGGAAGAGUGGCAGCAGGUUACAGAGACCUCUACAGCUCAGAGCUCUGAUCCUCCUGUUUCUGAGGCGGCCUCUACGACCUCUAAUCCAGAGGAUUCGUCUCCCAAGAAGCGGGGGGCAAACAAAAAGCCUAAGCCUGAACCAGUUCUCCUGUGUGUGGACUGUGGCUCAUGCUUCGGCCUGGUGUCUGAACUAGUGGCCCACCGCAAGACCCAGCAUGGCUUUGAGGAAGCUCUGCACCGCUGCUCUGUGUGCGGGGAAAGCUUUCUAAACACUACACUUUUUCUUUACCACCGCAAGCAACACAGACAGCAAGGUGAGGAAAAGGUGGUAGUCGUUUGUGAAGCAACACAAUCAGAGGAAGUUUGUUCUCAGAGCAAUGGGACUGAUGAGCAGGGCCAGGAGCCCACUCCCUCCACUACCAGUGUCACACCUACCUUCACACAGCCUGAGCUGUUUAUGUGCACCCAGUGUGGGCAGAGCUUCAGCGAUGAGGGAGGCCUGGCUGCCCAUCGUAAGCAGAAACACGACCUGAAGGAGGCACUACACAGUUGCUCCCAUUGUGGGGUUAGCUUCAUGAACACCACCCAGUACCUGUACCAUCGGCGGGAGCACCGUUUCACAUCAGGGAUGGAGGUGGCGGAUGGAGCUGAAAGUGGCGAUGAAACAGCCACCACUGAAAUUCAAGGUGCCCCACAGAGCUCAAAGCGACUGCUUUCCCCGCCUGCCUCUGCCAGUGAUUCAGGUUCACCCCUUCCUAAGAGAGGUAGGCCCUCUUUCAGGAUCCUGAGCAGUGGUAAUGUUGUCAAAGGAAACAAGGGUUCAGGCAGCAAAGAGGAAACAGAGGGCAGCACUGCAGCAGACUCAGACAACACCAACCAUCCUCCACCUGUUAAACUGCUGCAGGACUGGGCCCGCACACCAUUACCCCAUGUUUGCCCUUACUGUGGCAAAACCUUCACCCGACGCGUAUUCCUCCGCACCCAUGUGUACAGCCACACUGGAGAAAAGCUCUUCACGUGCAAGGUGUGCCCAAAGUCCUUCACUAACUCCCAGAGCCUGCUGCGCCACAGCAUGAACCACACGGGCAGCAAGCCCUUCAACUGCGAUGUUUGUGGCAAAAACUUCUCCCAGAGCUCCACCCUGAAGAGACACAAACGCAUUCACACAUUGCUAAAGCCUCAGCGCAAGCGUGGACGAAAACCGGUGUGUGGUUUGGACAGUGAAGGAGCUCCUCUGGCGUGUCCUCACUGCCCGUCACGGUUCAACACGGAAGAUCAGCUUAACCAUCACAAAUUGCUCCACACCAGCCACCCAUUCCCUUGCGCAGAUUGUGGACAGGCUUUCACACGCAGGAAAGACCUCGACAUGCACUCGCUCACUCAUCAAGACAGGCAGCCGGCGUCGUGUCCUCACUGUUCAUCCCAGUUUGUGAACCAGUCAGUGCUGGAAAUCCACCUGCAGCGUUGUCCUACCACAGACGAGGAGAAGAAUACUGGCCGUGGACGGGGUCAGGGCCGAGGACGCUGCACUGGACAGAUUGAGUGUGACCUAUGUGGCCACCGUUGCAUGACCCAGGAGGGCCUCGACCUCCAUCGGUUGUCCCACACGGGCCAGACGCCUCUCAAAUGCCCAGUGAGGCCUUGCCGCCGCCGAUUUACCUCCAACAGUGCCCUGGAGGAGCAUGUGCUGGCGCAUUUCCAGGGAACACUCAGCAAGUCCAAAACCCGACCCCGCUUCACCUGUGAGAUUUGCAACAAGGAUUUUGCCUACAAUUCCACCUUCACUGUUCACAUGAGGACACAUACUGAUGAAAGGCCCUUUGAGUGCACCACAUGUGGCAAGCGUUUCCGCCAGCUACCCCAUCUGCAGGACCAUGAACGCAUCCACAGUGGCCUGCGGCCUUUCUGCUGCUGGAUAUGUGGCAAGAGUUUCAGCGUGGCUGCCCGUCUCACCGAGCACGCCCGUACCCACAGCGGCGAGAAGCCCUACCCCUGUCCCCAAUGCCCCGCUGCCUUCCGUUCUCGCUCGAACCUGGAUAAACACAUGCGGCUACAUGGAGACAUGCCUUUGGAAACCGCUGAGCAGGUGGCACAAGCAGCCGAGGCCGCCCAGGUUCAGAAGGUCCUGGAGGGGGCCAAGGUGCUCUCUUCUCUGGCCACCACAGGGGAGGUCGAGUCUGGCUCAGUACAGACCAUAUAUGUACUGCAGGGGGCUGAGGGAGGUACCGAGACGGUCAUGAUCCCGUCUGAUCAGCUCAGUGGCAUGGACGGAACCUCACAGGUCGUCAUCCUGCCGUCCGCCGUUCUAGGAACUCAGACCAUUACUGUUCCCACUAUUUCCAUGGAUGGGAAUGAAAUCACCAUGGUAGAGACGAGCCAGUCACCGCAGCAUACCAUCGAGUUCAUUGUGGAGGAGACUGUAUGAAGGCAGAUUAGAAACUUUCGUGAACAGGACAACAUGGUAGAGAAAGUCUGAAAAAUUAGUUGAGAAUAUAGAAUGUUGAUUGAGUGAAAAUUUGAUAAUUGAUUGAUAUGCAGUUAAUACUUUAUGUUUAUAGUUUGAUAGCUUUCUAAGCCAGUUUAAACAAAAGUCCCAUCCUGUGAAUAAAUACUAUUUUACAACUUCUCUUGAGCAGAAAAUGAUUUUAAUAUCAUUUUUGAAAGUGUGUAAAACAAAUGAAUCAAAGGUUGAUACACAGAUGAAAUGCUCAGGAGGGUAGAAUGUACCUUAAAUUAGUCUUUCAAACUGAUUAAAAAACUGGUUGUAAAACUGGCCUUCCGUUCUAUAUAGACAUGCAUUUACAGCCACUAUUUAUUAGGGGAAGACUGGUGGUGGCCCAUGAAAUGUCUUCUGCUUUCUUUAUAAUA